CUGGUAAUUAAUUGCAUCUCUCUGUGGCUCUGCUAGCUCUCUCAACGGGUCUUCUAUAUUUUCACUAUUUCCACAUAUAAAUCGAUAUUACGUAUCUGUAUCAAUUUAGAAGAUUAGUUAGUGAAUAUGACAAGGGAAGCAAUGGAGAUGCCACCGAAGGGUGGGUUCAGCUUCGAUUUGUGCAAGAGGAACGACAUGCUUGUGAAGAAGGGUUUGAAGGAACCCUCAUUUCUCAAGACUGGGACAACCAUUGUGGGCUUAAUUUUUAAGGAUGGUGUCAUUCUUGGAGCAGACACACGAGCCACUGAAGGACCCAUUGUUGCGGAUAAGAAUUGUGAGAAAAUUCAUUACAUGGCCCCAAAUAUUUACUGCUGUGGAGCUGGGACUGCUGCUGAUACAGAAGCUGUUACAGAUAUGGUCAGUUCCCAGCUGAAGCUACACCGUUAUCACACUGGUCGUGAGUCCAGGGUCGUGACAGCUCUUUCACUGUUGAAGUCUCAUCUUUUCAGCUACCAAGGAUAUGUCUCAGCUGCUUUGGUGCUAGGUGGAGUUGAUGUCACAGGCCCACAUUUACAUACUAUAUAUCCACAUGGUUCAACUGACACUCUACCAUUUGCCACAAUGGGUUCUGGUUCCCUUGCUGCAAUGGCUGUCUUUGAGUCAAAGUACCGUGAAGGACUGGCUAGGGAUGAAGGUGUGAAAUUAGUAUCUGAGGCCAUAUGUUCUGGCAUAUUCAAUGACUUGGGAAGUGGAAGCAACGUAGAUAUCUGUGUAAUAACCCAGGGGGAGAAGGAGUACCUGAGAAACCACAUGUUGCCGAAUCCCCGCACCUAUAUUAGUGAGAAGGGUUAUUCCUUUUCCAAGAAGACUGAGGUAUUGCGGACGAAGAUUACUCAACUGAGAGAGAUGGUGGAAGUGAUUGAAGGAGGUGAUGCAAUGGAAGAAUGAGCUUUUCUUUUCAAAAUGUGGCGACGGCUUUUCUUAUUGAACUCACCCUAUUCUCGUGAGAUAUGGCCUUAGACAACCAACUUGGUUAUUUUUAUGCUAUCCAACAUAAAACUAAGUCUUAGUUUGAAACUUGUUUUCUGGUGGUGCAUGAUCAAUAUAUUCGGGAUCGCAACUUCCAGAUCUCCCGUCUUAUUUUUCGUCGUAUAAACCUAGUACAUGUAUUGAUCUAUUGUGGUACAUUAUGAAAGCUUAGACGCUUCUCUACUCGGUCCUCAUUGACUUUAUUUAAUUCUACCUUCUCUUAUAAGAGCCGCUUUGGAAUUUACUAUUCA
Molecule: messenger RNA, 1280 nt
Organism: Olea europaea var. sylvestris
Lineage: Eukaryota; Viridiplantae; Streptophyta; Magnoliopsida; Lamiales; Oleaceae
Product: proteasome subunit beta type-7-A-like
Exons: 9
Coding region: 127-948 (273 amino acids)
Cellular component (GO): proteasome core complex
Molecular function (GO): threonine-type endopeptidase activity
Source: RefSeq, a predicted model, not a curated record